Molecule: messenger RNA, 1014 nt
Organism: Lichtheimia ornata
Lineage: Eukaryota; Fungi; Mucoromycota; Mucoromycetes; Mucorales; Lichtheimiaceae
Exons: 1
Coding region: 1-1014 (337 amino acids)
Source: RefSeq, a predicted model, not a curated record
AUGACGGCCACCAAAGCUAACCAUCAAUCGGUGACAACCACUUUGGCGUAUUUGCUGACGGCUCCAUUGGGAUACCUACUCUGGUCCUAUAUUGCACAAGUACUUGCUCCAUUCAAUAACCAUACUCGCCUGCAGUGUCGCGACCCAGCGUUCCUGACUUCCACAUACGAUGCACCAACAUUUUUACCCAGCCUUUUGAAUCGUGUUGGUUGUGUUCUUGUACACUUUUGUAGCCAUGCGAUCAAUGAAGCAGCGCCCUUGACACUCGAAUUAAUAGCUGCAGCUACUACGGCGUUCGCUUCCAUGUCGAUAGAAUGUGCACGUCGUGGCGGUGGAUUGGGUCUUUCCUUGUAUACAGGCAUCUUGUUGCUUGGUGGCAAUAUCAUUGGGGCGGGGAUUAUGUUCCCGUUGUUGUGGGUACCUGUUUACGGCGUUUGCAGCUCAAAGUACAAACCACAGCCUAUCCACCAUGCACGCAUUCUUGGUGUCACUCUUGCAGCAGUGUUUGGCCAAUGUGUAACCCCUGUGCUCAUGCUCACUGUUCCAACUCGUUCAAUGUGGCAGCAUAAUAUCAUUGGAGCAUUUUUGAUAUCACCAUUAGUGUACACUGCUUUCGAAUGCUUUGUACCUCUCAUUGCUUCUCAGCUUACAAAAGACCAAAAGCAACAGGAAUCCAUUCAACGUUCACGUGACAACUUGCGUACACUGUGGGCUUGUUUAGGCACGCUAUUCAUGCUCAUGCAUUAUAUCCUGUUAAUCCGUUACUAUGGCAUCUGGAACAAGAAUUGGCACGACGACCCCAUUACCUACAUGCUCGUCAUUGACAUCUCUGUCGUUGUUGGUACCAUGGCAUACUGGGCUGGCAUUGAAGAUGGUUUCAAGCGUGGUACACUGUUUCUGCUAGUGGCAUCACUUUUCCUAGGCCCUGGAGCAGGCAUAGCUGCUUACAAAUGGAAACGAGAAGGACGCAUUGCUGAUGAAUACCAACAACAACAACAAUUGAAAAAGGCAUAG